CUCCCCGCAACUGCGCAGCUGCUGAACUCACGAGCAACAGCACCAACAUCAGCAACAGCUGUAAACUUCUGGAAAAGAUUGAGAUAGCUCAAUUUUCUUUUCAAUUUUUCACUUUCGGCACUGCUACCCUCUGCAUAUCUAUCUGAGCAAUAUUUGCUCUCAUCCUCUCUUGUUAUCAAUCCUCCGCUAAGUCGGGCUUGUUUGCUUCGCCCGUCUUCACUCCUCUCACUUAGCCAACAAGGGGCAGUAACCAGGAGCUUAGUGGUCCAAGAUACACCAAUACCUCCCAUCAACAUCUCCUCCCCCCGCUCGUCGCUGCGUCCUCCCGUUGCUGCUAUCCUCCCGCUUCGAGACAGCGGUCGAAUUGAAAACACCUCCUGGUUUCUCCCCAGAAAGUCCUCAGAACGCACCUGUGAUUGGAGUCUCCCAUAAGGUCUUCUCCUUCUUCCGGUACCAGUCCUCGUCGUGGACAGAAAUUAACCUUGUCCGACCCCAUUCCUCUUUCUUCCAGCGACGACGAAGAAGCCCCUUUUUUGCGAAGGAAAAGUACAAAGUCGCUCCGGUCUUUCAAUACUGCAAGAUCUACCCAAUCAAUCAACGAGACCCAGCUCGCCAACGGAAAGCUCGUGCUCGAGCCCUUAUAUCCUUACGACCCCUUCACUAACCCAGACAUCGCUCCCGCCCCUGCAGAUUUAGUCCCUGCUUAGAACGCUCCGGCGCACGCUUGCCUGGCAUCUGUUCUGUCCUCGACCAACUCUACCAAAACAAUCCGGCCCCAGCCAUCCGACUCCGUUGAUACCAAUAUGUCUGAACAGCCUCUACUUCAAAGCGCCCCAGGCAAGCGUAUCGCCCUUCCUACCCGCGUUGAACCCAAAGUUUUCUUCGCCAAUGAACGUACAUUUCUAUCAUGGCUCAAUUUUACCGUCAUCCUGGGUGGCCUGGCUGUCGGUUUGUUGAAUUUUGGAGACUCGGUCGGCCGCAUAUCCGCAGGCCUGUUCACCAUCGUCGCCAUGGCUGCCAUGAUCUACGCCUUGUUCACGUUUCACUGGCGAGCCAAGAGUAUCAGGCAAAGAGGCCAGGGUGGGUUCGAUGAUCGGAUUGGGCCUACGGUCCUUGCCCUGGCUUUGCUCGGAGCCGUCGUGGUCAACUUUGUCUUGAGAGUCGUUGACGCAUGAAAUCGUGGUGCUAUAUACGGGGGUUUAAGGUCGCUGGUGGAUGAUGCUAUUCUUUAGGACUUGUCUCCACUAAAAGAGCAUCGUGGUUCUACCUGGUAGAGUGACAUGAUAUGGAAUGUCGGAGGACUUGUACAGGGAGUUUGUCGGCGGUAAUGCGUGGCGAGAUUCUAGCCACCAAGACUUGGCAUAUAAAUGCCUUGUCCAACAUGUAGCAAAGUGAAAUGCAACCAGUAAAACUCAUUCUCGAUGAGGUCUGGAUGGA
Exophiala mesophila is the source of this 1437-nucleotide messenger RNA. Its product is annotated as vacuolar transporter chaperone 1. Gene Ontology annotation, cellular component: vacuolar transporter chaperone complex; fungal-type vacuole membrane. The transcript has 2 exons. The record is from RefSeq and is a predicted model, not a curated record. Lineage: Eukaryota; Fungi; Ascomycota; Eurotiomycetes; Chaetothyriales; Herpotrichiellaceae. The coding region runs from base 804 to 1175 and encodes 123 amino acids.